Mollisia scopiformis is the source of this 1265-nucleotide messenger RNA. RefSeq lists its product as uncharacterized. NCBI's taxonomy places the organism in Eukaryota, Fungi, Ascomycota, Leotiomycetes, Helotiales, Mollisiaceae. Bases 63 to 1244 code for a protein of 393 amino acids. Gene Ontology annotation, molecular function: zinc ion binding; DNA-binding transcription factor activity, RNA polymerase II-specific. The transcript is spliced from 3 exons. The record is from RefSeq and is a predicted model, not a curated record. Gene Ontology annotation, biological process: regulation of transcription by RNA polymerase II.
UUUCGAACUCCACCAAAACCCAUGCGGUCACGGUGUCCACGGUAAUUGAUAAUAACUCAAGGAUGGCUUCAGCUUGCCCGAAAGAGACUUUGAAGCGCAGGAUCAUGCGGAGGUCGCGAUUUGGGUGCCGAAAUUGCAAGCUCAGAAAACUCAAAUGCGACGAAGGCAAGCCUCAAUGCAAGAGAUGCAGCUCGUUCGGAAUAUUAUGCAAUUUCAAGUCUAAUGUCCCUGAUCUGCAGUCCGUUGCCGAUGACUCCGUAAGGUCACUGGUCGUUCCAGAUAGAGUAGCUCUUCAGCCUCCUCCAACUAGUGCUAUUUGGACAUCUGAUGCAUCGACAUCCUAUCAAUUAAACGCAAAGUGCCAAGACUUUGUAACCCGGUACUUGGGACGAAGUAUUAUUACACCAGAUGACCCCAGCAUGAGAGAAGUUAAUGGCAAGCUCUUGUCAUUGGCUUUCACCCACCCAUUCUUGAUGCACGCCUCUCUAGCUGUGGCACUUGCGUAUGACCGCCAUCUGAAUAGCCCAUCAAGCUCUUGUCGUACUGAAGAAGAGUGCUAUCACUGGUAUCAAAGCACAGUUCUCUUCAACAAACGAUUAAGAGAGCCAAUUGAAACGAAAGAUAAAGAUCCAAUCUGGGGCACCGCUGCUGCUUUAGCCGUCUUAACCUUCUCGACCCCCGAAUCCGAUACACCAGAAGAAUCAUGGCCUCUAAAGCCCUCUGGUCCCUCAGAUCUGGAAUGGUUGCGCAUGAGCAAGGGUAAAAUGUCGUUAUGGCGCAUAGCUGACCCGCUGCGACCGGAAAGUCUAUUUCGCGUCAUGGCACCCACUUAUGCUCAGAUGAACUCGCCCCUACCAGAACAAGGUAUAGAUGGUAUAACCAAGGACCUAGCCAGCGUGUGCCUUCUCGACAAUUCCUCUACGGCAGAAAACAAUCCGUACUUCAAUGCUGCUCAUGCAUUGUCCCAGAUCCUGGAUCUCCCCGAUAGCCAGCUCACGACUGGUCACACGGAACUUUUCACGGGUACCAUACGUGGCCCUUUCAAAUCUUUGUUGUUGGAAAAGGAUCCUGUGGCUCUUUUGUUGCUGUAUCUAUGGUAUCGCAAAGCGGGUCGUAGUAUGUGGUGGAUUGGGGCUAGGGCUAGAGUGGAAUGUCCGGCGAUUUGCUCGUACCUACGGCAACAUCAUGAAGGAUAUCACGCUGCACAUGCGUUUUCCCCGGGAGGGGCUUCCGGGGAUAGAUAGAGUACAAAUGGAUUGUUAAGG